CAAGUAAAAAAUAUUAAAAAAGUAUGCUUAUAUUUUUUCUUUGCAGGUAAAACAACGAAUAUUAGAUAUAGUUCAAUUAUCAAUGAUAAUUAAUUAUUAGUGUUUGUUACUGCAUUUUUUUAAAGUAUGCCAGAGGUAUAAAAACAUAUACAGGUAAGCAUCAGUUCGCGUCAGUUCAUUGGGGCGGAGUUAAAAAAGCAGGCGGCACAGACGAACUGAUGUAUAUGUCAUGUACACUGUGAACUUCCUCUCACAUAGCACUGGUAAAUCAGCUUAUUUACUAACGUCUGACUGAAGCUCGAACACACCCACAAUGUCACAUGACUCGGCUACCUGUCUGAAGAAGGUGAAGGCCUAGAUGAUAUCGUACAAAAAUUUUUCCAGUUAUGAAUGACAGACUAAGCCACCUUCAGGCAUUCUCACCAUCCAGCAGUCAUAUGGGUAUCUGGGAGAGCAACCCCGACCCUGAGAUGGAGGCCAUAUUUGAUGAGGCUAAUAACAUUCGCCGCGAGAUUCAACUCAUCAGUUUGGAUGUGAAGCAUCUUGAAGAACAGAAUUCUCGUGUUCGUCAUGAACUACCAAAUUCUAGCACUGUGAAGCAAGACUCUAAUGUCAUUGCUGCUAGCAUCAAGUCUCGUGCUAAAGCCGUGCUUGCAUGUCUUCGGAACAUGGACAUGCAUGCUAACGAGCUGGAGAAAAAGCAUGGGAUGAACAGUGUCCUUUAUCGAAUUGCACGAACACAAUAUGCUGGAUUGAGCAGCAGCUUCCGUGACGUGAUGAUGGAAUACAACAAGGCAGAGAUGAGCCAUAGGGAGACGUGCAAAGCGCAUAUCCAGAGGCAGAUGGAGAUUGUGGGGCGGGAGGUAACAGGUGAGCAGAUUGAGGAAAUGCUAAGUGAUGACCAGUGGAACAUCUUUAGUGAGAGCCUGGUCACAGAAGGGAAAACAGCACAGUCUGCCCUUAACCAAAUCGAAAACCGACACACAGAGCUGGUGGAACUGGAAAGCCGCAUAAGGAGCAUCCAUGAAGUUUUUCUAGACAUGGCCAUGCUGGUAGAAGAACAGAACAGCAUGAUUGACUACAUACAGACAAAUGUCCAAAAAACUGAUGCAGAUAUAAAGAGUAUGCUGGGAAAGCUGGAAAAAGCCAAGAAAUAUGACAGAAGCAACCCCUUUAAGAAGAUCUUCUAUAGGAAGCGUUAAUCAACACGUAAUUUUUUAUUUUAUUAUUAUUAUUAUUUUUUUUACAAUUUUUUGUCCUUUCCUUGCUGUUGUGAUGUUAUUGUGUACUAUUUAAGACAUGCUUUUUAAAUUUUAAUUGGUAAAAUGAUAAUAUUAAAUGGAGGGUAAUAUACCCACACUGACUGUGACUAAGAUAAUAAUACUGUGGAUGAGUUUGUCUUUUGAAUAAAUUAACCAAUUUUUUAUGUCAUGCUGUAACAAAGAAUUUUUGUACUUAAAAAUUUUUUCUUCUCAAACAUUUGAAUUUCUAUGUGUGAAUUUUGGAAUUAAUACAUAAAUGUUGAAUGUUUAA
Hemibagrus wyckioides is the source of this 1533-nucleotide messenger RNA. RefSeq names its product syntaxin-11-like. Gene Ontology annotation, cellular component: synaptic vesicle; plasma membrane; SNARE complex. Bases 387 to 1202 code for a protein of 271 amino acids. NCBI's taxonomy places the organism in Eukaryota, Metazoa, Chordata, Actinopteri, Siluriformes, Bagridae. The record is from RefSeq and is a predicted model, not a curated record. The transcript is spliced from 2 exons. Gene Ontology annotation, biological process: exocytosis; intracellular protein transport; synaptic vesicle fusion to presynaptic active zone membrane. Gene Ontology annotation, molecular function: SNAP receptor activity; SNARE binding.